AUGAAUCAGGUCACAAUUCAAUGGGACGUGGCAAUAGCUCUUUACAUAUUCUUCAAUUGGUGUCAUGGAGGAAUUACAAAUAUAAACUGCUCUGGACGCAUCUGGGUAGAACCAGCCACAAUUUUUAAGAUGGGUAUGAAUAUCUCUAUAUAUUGCCAAGCAGCAAUUAAGAACUGCCAACCAAGGAAACUUUAUUUUUAUAAAAAUGGCAUCAAAGAAAGAUUUCAAAUCACAAGAAUUAAUAAAACAACGGCUCGCCUUUGGUAUAACAACUUUCAGGAGCCACAAGCCUUUAUGUACUGUACUGCUGAAUGUCCUGGAUAUUUUCAAGAGACACUGAUAUGUGGAAAAGACAUUUCUUCUGGAUAUCCACCAGAUGUCCCUGACAAAGUAACCUGUGUCAUUUAUGAAUAUUCAGGCAACAUGACUUGCACCUGGAACCCUGGGAAGCCCACCUACAUAGACACCAAGUAUGUGGUGUACGUGCAGAGUUUAGAGACAGAAGAAGAGCAAGAGUAUCUCACUUCAAGUUAUGUUAACAUCUCCACUGAUUCAUUGCAAGGGGGCAAGAAGUAUUUGGUUUGGGUCCAAGCUUCAAAUGUACUGGGCACGGAGAAGUCAAAACAAGUGCAAAUUCACCUGGACGAUAUAGUGAUACCUUCUGCAUCCAUUAUUUCCAGGGCUGAGGAUAUAAAUACUACAGUGCCCAAAACCAUAAUCCACUGGAAUAGUCAAACAUCAAUUGAAAAGGUUUCCUGUGAAAUGAGAUACAAGGCUACAACAAACCAAACUUGGAACGUUAAAGAAUUUGACACCAAUUUUACAUACGCGCAACAGUCAGAAUUCUACUUGCAGCCAAACACUAAGUACGUAUUUCAAGUAAGAUGUCAAGAAAAAGCUAAAAGGUACUGGCAGCCCUGGAGUUCACCCUUUUUUCAUAAAACUCCUGAAAUAGUUCCCCAGGUCACAAUGAAAUCAUUUCAACAUGAUACUCAGAAUUCUGGGCUUCUAAUUGCUUCCAUCUUUGAAGGACACCUUACUUCUGACAAUAGGCAACAAGACACUGGGCUUCUAUUAGGAAUGGUCUUCUUUGCCGUUAUUUUAUCAAUUCUUUCUUUGAUUGGGAUAUUGAACAGAUCGCUCAGAACUGGAAUUAAAAGAAGAAUCUUAUUGCUAAUACCGAAGUGGCUUUAUGAAGAUAUUCCUAAUAUAGAAAAUAGCAAUGUUGUGAAAAUGCUACAGGAAAAAAGUGAAUUUAUGAAUAGUAAUUCCAGAGAACAGGUCCUAUAUGUUGAUCCAGUGAUUACAGAGAUAGAAAUCUUUCUCCCAGAAGAAAAACCCAUGGACUACAAAAGGGAAAAGAACACAGGAUCCGUGGAGACAAACGACAGCCUGCAGAAGUCACUACUCACCAACACUACAAUUGUAUAUAUUCCUGAUCUCAACACUGGGUAUAAACCCCAGAUUUCAAAUUUUCUCACUGGGGGAAACCAUCUCAGCAAUAAUGAUGAAACAGCUUCCUCAACUCUGGAGCCACCAGCUGAUUGCUUAAACCUGGGAAAGAAUGCCAGGUUUAAAAAAUAUCCUAAUUUUUCUUUCUCUGUCUCAAGUAUGAAUUCGCUAAGCAACACACUAUUUCUUGAAGAAUUAAGCCUCAUUUUAAAUCAAGGAGAAUGCAGUCCUCCAGACAUGCAAAACCCUGUAGAAGGGGAAACCACCAUGCUUUUGGAAAAUGCAUCACCAAAUGAAACUAUUCCAGAACAGACCCUGCUGCCUGAUGAAUUCGUGACCUGUUUGGGGAGCAUGAAUGAGGCGUUACCAUCUAUAAAUUCUUAUUUUCCACAAAAUAUUUUGGAAAGCCACUUCAAUAGGAUUUCACUCUUAGAAAAGUAG
This is a messenger RNA of Globicephala melas (long-finned pilot whale), 1893 nucleotides long. It is a transcript of the gene IL23R, whose product is annotated as interleukin 23 receptor. The record is from RefSeq and is a predicted model, not a curated record. Gene Ontology annotation, molecular function: protein binding. NCBI's taxonomy places the organism in Eukaryota, Metazoa, Chordata, Mammalia, Artiodactyla, Delphinidae.